This is a messenger RNA of Ambispora leptoticha, 368 nucleotides long. NCBI's taxonomy places the organism in Eukaryota, Fungi, Glomeromycota, Glomeromycetes, Archaeosporales, Ambisporaceae. The record is from the annotation of a GenBank genome assembly.
AUCGUUGGUGCAAGAAACGGGAAAAACAUGUUUAGCAGAUUAGCUGAAGAAAUUGAGGAAUUUAAUAUUAAUGAAAAAGGGUGUGCAUGGAAUUGCUGUCAUUCUCUGCAACAAGCUAGGGAGCUGGUAUACAUAGAUACUACCGCUGGUCUUGAUGCUCUUAACACUCCAUUAACAAUUCUCUCUGUAAAGGUAUUGAAUAUAUUAAAACGUAUAAUGCCAUUAGAAGCAUUUAAUGGACGUGGACUUAUAAGUGGACCAGAAGACGGAAAACAUGGUAUUAGUAUGAAUGAUCAUGUUGUUAUAAUUGGAUAUUUGGAGAAGAUUGUUUUUGCAAGGACAGAGAUUAAGCUUGAAGAAUUUAAUGC